UCCUUGCCUUCGUCUUUUUCAUCGCUAUGAUCUUCCUCUUAUCUUCCGAGGUGCUAACUUUCCGACUCACUUGGGUUCUAUCAGGAAGGGGAUUGAAUCUCACAGAGUAUCUCAGCUGCACCCAGAAAACUAUCUUAGAAGAUAAUCUGCAGAGCAGGGGACUUAAUCUACUGAGGUUAAGUAUCUUUGAAACCACUCCAAGGACCUCCUCUCCUUUGAGUUGUAGUUUCAUUUAAGUUGCCAAAAACUCCUGCAGUAACUUUGAUACCUCGCCAGCUACAUGUUCCAAUGGAUCUUUUUUUGCUUCACAGUUUCUUAGGUUCCAUUUAAUUUGGUAUUUAUUUUGGUGUGAUAUAUUUCUCUUAGGGUGUGUCAAAUGGUAAAGCUGCAAGUAAACCAUCUAUUGAUAAUAAUAAAAAUGAGCUUUCUAACCCUAAACCCUCUAAUAUCUGAGUAUGUUGUUGAAUCUAUUGGGUGUUUUGUUGAGGUUAAUUUUAGGGUACAGCAAUGGAUUGAAACAUCUGAGCAUGUUGUUGAAUGUUUUGAGUGUUUUGAGACUGAUGGAGAGAGAAAAACAGAGGAAAAUAGUAUCUGAAUAGAGUUUUUUUCUUUCAAUUACUUAUAAGAUUUCUUCAUAUAAAGCCCUUUGUUUAAUAUCAGUUUCUAUUGAGCUCCCUUAGUUUUUGGUGGAUGUUGGUGUGUAAGUGUGUGUUCUUCCUGUUAUUCACACUGAACCCAUUUUUCUGGAAGGCCAUAACGGUAUAAAGUAGGUAUAAAUUAGGUCAAAAUGCUUCUGUAGAGGACUGUUCUGUAUGUAUGGAAUUUUGAUCUUUGUGGAAAUAUGAAUGGUAUGUUAGAAAGUGAAUUCAUAUAGACCGCAUAGUUGGAAUUUUGAGUUCUUAGGUUUAUUUUUGUGCAAAGUCUUCUGUUAGAAGAUUCAUUGAAGAGCCAUUUCUUUCCUUUUUCAGUCCCUCUUCUGUCACUUGAAAGGCUAAAGUACCUGCAAAGACAUGAAUUCUUGCAGGAAUUAUAGCUCAUGAGAGCAAUACUUUUUUUUAUAUAAAUCUAUUUAAAGGAUGAGACAUAGAAGGAUCUUUGAAAAUUAUGGUCUGGAAUGGAUAUUUUGCAGACCAAAGUUUGAGAGGUCUGUCAUUGGGAAUGCAUAAUUGUAUCCGAAAGCUUCCCGUGAUGAACUUUAGGUCAAACUCAUAAAGAGAGAACAUUUAAAUUCGUAAAGAAGGGGUAGUGUUCAAGCUAUUUCCCAAGUUAUUAUUUCAAAUCUUUGCCCUUCCAAGUUUUAAAGGUUUAAAUUGUUUGUUAGGGUUUCUCAAUUUGGGUGUUUGAUUUACGAAUUUUAAUUCUUCUCUCUUUCUAAGUUUGAAAACUACCUUCAUUAUCUGGUUGGAGUUGUUGAUACAACCAGAACCAGAUUUUAAAUUCAGUUGGGAUUGUUGGGAGAUAAGAAUGGGAGAUUUUUUUGGCUGGCUCUUUGUCAGUUGGGAUUUGUUUUUGUUUUCUUUUCUUAAUGCUUCUUAAUUCCUGUUUUGCUUUAGCAAAGUGUUCAGCUCGCAUGAAUUUGAUCUUUCGGUUAAUAGAGCUUAGAAAUUAGCUUACGGCACCAUAUGAAAAUGGGUUUAAUUUUCUUUAGGUUUAUAGUGAAGAAGUCGAUCGUUUAAAAGGGUUUUUCUUCAAGAACAAACAUAUAGUGUAAUUUAAGAUAAACAAAAAGAAACUAAACUAUUUUUAUAUCACCAAAAAUUUCAGUGUCUCUGAUACCUAAUCAGACCAAAGUGAGUCAAAUUAAAGUUAGUAACCAACUGAACUUACUACAAGUGAAAUGUGUCUGAACAAUGAGUUGAGGCAAACACCAGAGGAGCCACAAUAAGUUAUUAAUUGUUCUUCAAAACAAGAAAACAAACUAAAGAAACACAUAAUUUCAAAAGUUCAGAGUGAAUUGUGUCCUGUUCGCGUUUUUUUUAAAAAAAGAAAAACUCCACAAUCAGUUUUGCCCUUGCAUGGCCCUCUGAAAUUUGGAACUGUUCAGUUAAACCCAGAUGUGCCAUAAGAAGUCAGACAUGGGUGAGCAGCUCUCCUCCUCGCCUGAGCUGCUGAGCCUGACCACUCCAUCGACAUUGAUUGGCGGCAUAAGGGAGCAUCUCCACCCACACAUGACUUACAAACUGCCACUUUCUCCCAUUAGUCCCCCCUCUAUCUGACUCCAGGGACUGCAAGGCUUUAGCAAGCCUGCAUGCAUCAAAUAGAACUGACUUGCUUCUAUCUCCUUUCACUUUAGAUGGAAGGAUGUCUGUGCACACAUCCAGUAGCUUUGUGCAUGCUUUCCUUUCACCCAAUUUCAUUAUUUUCUUUUCCUUGAAAAAUUCUUCAGCCUCAGCACAUGUGUCUCUAAACCUUAUCUGUCCAAUCCCAUUCAGUAGCAUGAAGGGGCACAUGACUAAUAGUUCAAUAACAGCUUACUGUCUUCACAAUUUUCACUAGGAACCGAGUUCGAGUUUCGAUUCACAUCAGAAUAAUAACAUAGAUCGGUUUGUGCAUUUGGUAUUUGUUUUUGUGUGAUAUUUUUCUCUUAGGGCGUGUCAAAUGGUAAAGCUGUUGAUUUGUUGGAAUUUAGGGUUUAUGAUUUGUUGAUUAAAUUUUGUGAUGGACCUCUUUUCCUCUCUCUGUUUGUGCAUUUGUCUUAAUUAAAUUUGUUUCUUAAAAAAAAAAUAAAAUGGUCUGUUUGAUUAAUUGAUAUGACAGUUUGCUUUGAUUAAUUCAUGUGUAUGACAGAAAAGGUUGGGAGCUGCUUUUGGAGCCUCAUUUAUUUGGCCUGCGAGCUUGAUUUACUUCUCCAGGUCAAGAUCUCCAUCAAAGAAAAGAAAAGUCAUGAAGAAAUUGCAAAACAAAACCUGCCCAAUUAAACAGCAUGCUACUCAAAACUAUCCAAAUUUUGCUAUUUUGAUAACUGCUUCCCGCUAUUAACAUCUCAAUGUAUAUACAAACAUGCCUACUAUUUUAACAUAACAAGCAGCCUGUAAAAUAUGUUAUUACUUUCUUUUUUGCAACUUAUACUUCCUUAGUUAAGCAUAAUGCUACAAAUUAAAUCUCAUUGUAUAUAUAAACAAUCUUAUUUUGUCUACGUAAUUUCAAAACCCGCAGCAUCAUGCGGGCUUUUUUGCUAGUCCUAAUGAAGAGAGGAAAACAUUUAAUUUAAUUAUUUAAAAUAUCUAAAACUUAGCCCUUUUUGACUAGGAUUGAUGCUCCUGCAUCACUAUAGAAUUGGUCUUCACUGGUUUUUAUUGUGUUAUAGGUUUUUUAACAUUCUCUUCUUAACAAUCUCCAAAAUCAACAAAUGCUGACACCAUUCAAAUAAGUGAAAUAAAAGAAGGUGAUGUGAGUUAUAAGCCUUGACAAUCUGGGAGAAAUCUACUGUGCUCUGCUCAUUAUCCUAAGCACUUGCUUCAUUUUAAUUUUUGUUCAUUUCAUUAUGAUGCUUUGAUGUCCAUAUCUUGUGUGGUGGUUCUGACAGAGAAUGGAAAGAACAGAGACUAUAGAUAAUUUCAAAGUUGGAUCUCUGCCGACUUUAAUUUACAUUCCUGACUUCAUUACGGAUAAUGAACAAACCAUGCUUCUAAAUAAGAUAUAUGAAGCCCCUGUAUCGAAGUGGAAAUCUUUAAAGAAUAGGAGGCUACAAAACUGGGGCGGUACUGUCCAUGAAAAGGGUCUUCUACCACAGGAUUUGCCCUCAUGGCUAACCAAGAUGACAUACAAGAUAUAUGAAGAAUCAGGGCUUUUUCCAUUGCCAAUUAAUCAUGUCCUUAUCAAUGAAUACCUUCCUAACCAAGGCAUAAUGGCACACCAGGAUGGGCCUGCUUAUUAUCCAGUUGUAGCGAUCUUGUCCCUCAGGUCACCUGUUGUUAUGGACUUUACUCCCCAUUCAAGACUGACAUUGUGUAAAAGCACAUGCACAAAUGAUGUUGAGGAUACAAAUUCUGAUAGGGGAGUUAUUAAGAUUGAUACAGAUAAGUCAAUGGAUGAACACCAUCCUUUUCCUGUCAUAUUAAUGCCGCGCAGCUUGAUGAUAUUCAAAGAUAAAGCAUACUCGGAUUACUUGCAUGCUAUCAAAGACAGUGAGGUACAAUGUUAUGAUGGGGCUGUAAACGAAGUAGAAGCUCUACAUGGGCAAGUUAUGAAUCAUGCUUCGUCACAAUUGGAUGGCGCUGUUGAUGUAAUGAAAACUGGGGACCUCAAGAGUAUUCAUAGAACUACCCCUAGAAUUUCAUUGACAUGUCGAUUAGUUCCGAAAGUUCAUAAAAAUGUGUUCAGGUUUUAGUCUGUGUCAAGUCUAAUCUAUCUGGAGGUUUUUCACCUGUAAGAGCUUCAGACGAUGACCUAAUUUGAUGCGGGUGGUAUUCACAGAGAUGUGAGAUGUAUUAUGGAUGAUUUAACAAACUUUGCCAUACUACAUAAAAAUAGAGCGAAUUCAUUUCUUUCACCAAUGAUCAA
This is a messenger RNA of Prunus dulcis (almond), 4503 nucleotides long. Its product is annotated as alpha-ketoglutarate-dependent dioxygenase alkB homolog 6-like. Bases 3530 to 4330 code for a protein of 266 amino acids. Lineage: Eukaryota; Viridiplantae; Streptophyta; Magnoliopsida; Rosales; Rosaceae. The transcript has 9 exons. The record is from RefSeq and is a predicted model, not a curated record.